AUGGUAUGUUGCACAUAUCGUGUACGACCGACGGUAUCCGUGGACCAGGAGAACAAGUCGGAAGGUGAGGCGAGAAGGUCGCUUAGUUGCUAAUGGGCGACGGGGCCGACUGUUGAAGGGAAGGGUAGAACGUUGUUCAAGUGGAUAGACUCUAGGGCGGCAGCAGAAAGGACGGUAUUAUAUGUGAUGUAGAGAUCAUCUGAUGGGUCUGGUGUUGCAGAAUGGGAAAUGGGGAAGCCUAUAUCUAGGCGCUUGUGCCGAAUAUAAAUAUUGCAGUCAUCGUUUGUGAGGAAGCCGAGCCCGAGCACAAUGGACCAAGGGCUAACUGGGGUUGCUACAUAAUGAUAUGUCAGAGGGAAUUGUGGACGACGAACUGUAGGGUGAUACUACCAGAAAAAGAGAUACUAAUCCCGUUAGCGACCCCUAAAUUGCAAGGUGUCGGCAACGAUUCUAGUUGCCUAAGAAAAUCUUGUGGUAAAUUACGAACGUUGAUAAGGGAGACGAUGGUACCGGUGUCGACUAGUACUGGUAACAUCUGGUUGUUGAGUAAAAUAUUAAUCGUAAAUUUUGGGGUGCAGGAUGUAUCAGAAAGAGAAACAAAGUCAUGAGGAACCGACUUACGGGGAGGAUUGGCGUCGGGCCGAAUGCCGCGCAGUAUCCACAGCCGUAGUUAUGGCGGGGAAACAGCACGGGUAGGGGUGCCUUCCGGUUGGGCACCAGAAGGGAGUAGCUGUGGUGGGCACUUCGGUCGGUCGAAGCCCUUUGUGGUAAGCGGUACACAGUCGGCGUUGCUGUAUCGCGGCGGCUAAACUGGUAGGCGUGUGGAGAAGGAGGAUGUCGAUAGCGUUUGAGUCCCUGAGUCCAGUUGUAAAACGAUGCAGGAUGAAGGUGUCGCAGUCCGAGGUUGAGGAAUGCUAAUAGGGCAAGGUGGGAUAUCUCGUUCUUGAAAUCGUCAAGCGAUUGAUCCCGCACCUGUCUUAAAGAAGCAAACCGUUCGGUGGCCAUUCCUGUGGAGGACGGCGUGUCAAACAGCCGUAGAACGGUCCUACGAUCCAUGUCGAACGGCGACGUGUGGUGGAUUCCGGAGGCGAAAUCGCGUUUAUGCGCGGGAAUGGAAAGGAUUUGUAUGAAAUAGCAGGUGCGUUGGUUGGUGGAGACGGUAACUAGAAAUGCAUCCAAAUCGCGAAGCCAAUCACUUAUAUUGCGAUUUUGGACGUACGGUUCGGGAGCUAGUUAGGGGCUGGGGUCCAGGGUGUACGCUUAAUCGAUCGUAGGGUUAGGAAGGGGGAGAUUGUGUAACCGGGACAUUGGAGAGAGAAGCGGGUGGGGUACACGCUGCCACCAUUGUAAUGACCGAACGAGGGACGGAUGUCGGGUCUCGGGUUGUGAAGGUAGGGGAUGAUAGUAACUUAAACUCAGAUGGUCCAGCCGAUUGGAAGAUCCGGUGUAAUAGACCUUGCAUCUCGGAGUAGACGGGAUAGGGGUGAGCGGGGAUAAGGGACAUGAGAUAAGCGGCACAGGUGAUAAAAAGAUAUAAGUUUAUUCGAGUAUACAAAAACGGAAAUCUAACAAACAAGGUUGCGAAAAAACAAAAAAUACAAUGGAAUGACUUAUCGAGAGGAAUAGGAGGUUAGUUGUUGGCACGUGGCUUCGGAGGCGUAGUUUCUGCAAGGUAAACAUAAGAAAAAUUCCUCUGGCGUGACAGUUCAUUAAAACGCUCAAGGCGGGGCCCCUGGUCAGAUCUCGGGAUGUUACACAUACCAGUCGACCCCCGAUUAUCGCGUUCAGAUCGAAGAAGGUCUCUGGUUGAUCGGCCUCAGUCGGGGUAGCAAGGUUUCCAGGGACGUACUCGAAUGAGCGUGAGCUGGUCACCUAAUCGAUAGGAUGGCGUGCUCACCUUCGUACGCUCACGCUUGUACACCAUUUUCUGCCUUCUAACGUCACUACACGCAAGCAUUGUUGCGACAGUUGUUCUUCAGUGUUACUAUUCUGUCCGGUCCCAACCUCAUGAAAAGAAUUGGCGACUGAUAAUAUCCGAUGCCGCUUUAUCCCUCCUUUUCUUGACUGUCGUCAUUUUAUGGGCAGCAGUUUUUUCUCCCCAACACUCCAAGCUAUGAAAAACCACAAUCAUCUUUAUUUUGUUAUCAGGAUUUUUUCACUGAUGGCCGGAUUUGCGUUCCACCUUUCCCCGGCAAUGCAUGGGAACUGGCAACAAAUGCAGUUAUUAUUAUUAUUAUUAUUUUUAUUUUCCCCUUUACUAACCUGUGUAAUUGAGUAUUUUACGUUUCACCUUCAAAUAUUUCCAGGUCGAUAUUCGAGAGAAUUCAUCGUAGGCGUAUUUGGCGAAAGGUAAGAAACAUGUUAUGCGAAAAACUGAGAAUAUGAGGGCAAAUAACCAGUUCGAUUCAUUAUCCAUUUCAUCAAGCGGUUUGUUCGCCAACAGUUGAUCAACAGAUAUUGGCACAUCCUUUUCUGACGACGAAUCGACUCUCAUCGCUAUAAAAUGGCAUAUUACCACGAACGGCGGGCUUAAAGAAAAUCCUACAGCCCUCUCAACCUAAGAGGACUCAAAUGUGCGUAAAGAACUGAGGAUCUGAGCUGUACGCUCGCACAUAACCCACAAGCGCCUGACAAGUCUGCUGAAGACUUCAAGAGGAAUGACGCUGCUUAAAGCAAUUCUGAUUAGAAUAUAGGCUGAAUCACAGCAAACGUUAAAAAUCUUCUAUACGGAAUCUACUACGAGGCACUCACUUCUUAUAUGAGUCGGCGUUGAAUAUUCUAAUCUCGCUUUUCAGAUGAGCGACCUCCUCCCUCUAUUUCUGAAUAAACUCUCUCCCUCUUUUCACCCUGCUUUCAAACCCAUGAGGCUAAACAAGAUGCUCCGUAGCAGUAGGAAUUUAGGCAGCAAAAGAUGUGGUCGGUCAGUAAAUUAAAAAAAACAACAUUGGACAGGAGAUAUAGCAAAAUGGAUCAACGCAGCGUACAAACGGGUGUCUCGUAAAAAGGCCAAUGGUGUUUAGUUGUAAAGACACAAGUACUUUUACGGCUCUGCCGAGGGACCGGACGGUCCAGGGAGUGGAGUGCUGCUCUUUUUAUCUCUCUCGUUUAAAAUUAAGUGGGAUGGUAAUCAAAUAUCCAGUUAAUUUAAAGGGUCAUCAAUUUGGUUUAUGUUGAAGAAAUGCAAAAUUCAGUAUGACUGGGUAUGUGGAAACUAGAAGCCCUCAACAAGAUGCGCUCUGGACGCCUUUUGUCGCCCAUUGGGGGCGAUCGUACUCCCCCUACCCCAUCCGGAAUGCAACACGACACGUCUUAUCCAAUUGGCGGCGAACAAAUUUAUAAUCAAAAUUCCAUUGAACGAACUCAUUCAUUUCAGCAUACUGCAAAUGAAUAAAAUAAUGCCUGUCAUGCUUAUGGCCAGGUCUUGCGCAGUGGAGACGAAGAGGACCAUAUUGCACUGCCAGCGAAAAUGAAAUGUCCACGUGAUAGUUUUUAGCUCAUCAAAGAGAGUGUUGAGCAACUGAUCGAAAAAGACGUUGAGAGUAUCGGCGAGAAAUCAGGCCAAAAAGAAAUAGGGCGGAAAAAAUUGCAGGCAAAAGAAAGUUUGUCGUUUGUCGCCCUAACUGCCAGGUGUACCCAUGGGUGCAGGAAAACAUAACCCGUAAUAAACUGUAUUGACUAGAUGGGGGAAAUGAAUGCUCUUUCCUUCACGUACUCGGUACUCUGUUGCACACAGAACAGGACUCCAGUCAGAAAGAGGAAUGCAUUUCAAUAAUUUCCAUGCUUCAAAUCCAAAUUAUUCAGUCACAAAACUUUCCAAGCUUCCAUGUAUAACGCAUACUACUCCUCGCGUUUUGGAUUUUUUGUAUAUUUUUACUGACAGUGUGGUUAUUUAAUAUUCUUUUGUCGUUUAGAAGAUCUACCUUCCCCAGGGCUUUUACCAUCCUCACGUAAACCCCAAAACAGGCGAGCUAGAUGCCUCGGUAGAAUUCUCUAAAUGGAACCCAGGUGUUUCUCGAAUCUAUCAUUUGCUUCACUAUCUGCGUUUGACUCUGAGCGAACCAUCCGUCGACAACCCUACUCAAUGUAAGGACUCGAAUGCGAACACUGAACAGUCAACCUGGUGCAAUUACGCAAAUCCCGAAGCAGCUUAUGUGUAGGUUAAUUCCCUUUGUGACCACAAACAUAUCAUGUUCGUUCCUCAUACUGAUCUGGAUAAUUUCGAUUUGGUUGUAGUUUCGUAACCAACCCUGACGACUUCGAAAAACGUGCCAAACGUUACGUUGCAAAUUAUUCCCUCUGGUCGACAUCUGGUCCAGAUACGAGUUCUAAUCCAAUUGAGUAAGACUCAGCGUAUGUUGUUUGUGUUCGCCUUAGUGUCUUUCUAUUCUUGACUCGGCACAUCGGCAGUUCACCUCUACUUGAAUCAUGAGGUUCCAGCCACUUGACUUAACCUCUAACAUUAAAAUGGUGUACAUCUCGUUUGUUUCAGUAUUUCUGGAUGGCAAAAUGACAGUCUCAUUAACAGAAUUCGGGAACAGGUUUCAUCCUCAUCGCAGGUUAGUUUUACAUCCAACAGAUACCCUUGACAAAUACACCUUAUGUUGACCGUAAUUUUCGAUGCUGUGAGAACAAUAGUAAAGCGCACCUGGCGUCCUGUCUUAAACAAAAGGGAGGUCGGGGAACGCGAAAGGCAGAUUAUGUAAGUUGCGACCAUUCUGUCGUAUUUUCGAAAAAUCAGGUCCAGCGAUAUAUCAAGUCAACGAUGUUCGAAUCUGGGCUAUACCAGACAGAAGGCCAAUUUUUCAGCCUCGCUGGAAGGCACAUAACUUUGCAUGUUUAUUGUUGGCACGAUUGCCUGGCUACAUAUCUGCCUUUUUCACACGAAUUAGCCGAGACAAGGACGGUUCUAGAUUGCAGGUGAUUCAAGUAUGCAAAAGACAUGAGUCAGUCGUCGAUAACGUUGUGGACUUACGGUCUUUAAACUCACAUGUGAAAGUAUGAAUGCAUGGACGCAAAUGUCUGCCUUGCGAACAACACAUUUCCUUUAUGGGAAAUUUCGUUUUGUACACUAUGCACCUGACUGUUUCUGUUUCUUCGUUGCAGCCUUUCAAGAGUUGUGCUUGCUGCAGUGAUGCGAGUUGUAGGGGCUACUCGUGGAUCGACCCGUGCAAAAUGACACUCUUUUCCACUGAUCGUCUUGUCGACGAGAAAACUGAUUAG
Spirometra erinaceieuropaei is the source of this 5220-nucleotide messenger RNA. Lineage: Eukaryota; Metazoa; Platyhelminthes; Cestoda; Diphyllobothriidea; Diphyllobothriidae. The record is from the annotation of a GenBank genome assembly.